UUCACGGAUUCUCAGGAUGCUUCGAGUUGCAGUCAGCAGACCCGUUUUGCUACGGAAUGUGACAUCUGCCUAUCAGCCUCAUCGGCACGGCUUCACCAAAGCAAAUCAUGCAGGUAGACGCCACGGCGAAAACAGGUUUGAGGACCUCAUCCGAUGGUGGAUCCGUCUAAAGCCCUGGCAGGAGGAAGUAGCGACGCUCAAGCGGCGUCUACGACGUCACAAAGCCGGUUUUGAUCCGAACGUUCAUGGUCAGACUCGCUACCUUGUGCGGUUUCCCCAACUAACUGAUUCUGACUUCGAACAGUGGAAAGUCUUUACCGACGCGGACUUCGACGAGGGCUACUCCACUGCAGAGUUUGUGCGUUCGCCUCGCGGAGCUGUCGGUUCCACCGCUUUCGAUCACGAGGUCACUGAAUCUUUUGCGCCAAAGACCUUUCGUGACUCUCAGAACCCCCUUACCCCUAGCGAAAAGGAUGAACACCCCUUCUCAAUUAUGUAUUCUGCCGACGAACCGAAGCGCCUGCCGGACCCAGCCAGUCCAGAGUCUUAUGUACGUUCAACGUUGUUUUCAUUAGACCCACCCCGAGAGUGUUUCAAUGCAGGGUACGGGCUCUUUCGCGGCAACAUCAGCACCCGAGUGCCGGAACGUGGUGACCUUGUGCGCUCUGGCUUUGCCCAUCUCCGAUCGCCUGAGCACACCCAGUUUGGCUUCCUCAUGGAGUACAAUUUCUAUCCCUACACCCAUCUAAUCAUUCGGUGGACUUUAUUAGUAAAUCAGUGCCGCGCGCUGUGCUGUCGUAUCGCACGUCAUGUGUCUUGCUUCAGCUAUCGUGGUGACGGUCGUGCGUACCGGUUAAACAUCCACCCGAAGACGGAAUGGGACGCCUUCUGGUUCGACAUGCACCAAUUCCCCUUAUACACACGCGGCGGUCCCUAUUGGUGCAUUUCGAAGUUGCCGCUCUCUGCCUUCUACCUGAUUAGUCGGGGCACGGUGGUGGACCGGCAGCAACGCAUCUCCCCCUCGCGGGUGCGCAUGAUCUCCUUCACUCUCGCUGAUCGCCUGCCUGGACCUUUCGCCCUGGAAAUUGACUACAUUGCACUCUACUACGAUCACUUCCACAAGGAACGCUUUGCCUACGAGCAGUACGAUGCUCCUGCCAUCGUUAAGUAA
Molecule: messenger RNA, 1171 nt
Organism: Hydatigera taeniaeformis
Lineage: Eukaryota; Metazoa; Platyhelminthes; Cestoda; Cyclophyllidea; Taeniidae
Source: the annotation of a GenBank genome assembly